AUGCUGCUGUACCGCACCGCAACGCUGCUCUGGGUUCUCAAUGCCCUGGCGCCGGGUGUUUCCGCGUCGCCCCAGAAGCCAUGUCCAAUCGACAAGCGAUCGGCCCAAGAAGUUGUGCAGAAGCUCGGCCUCAUUCCGAAUGAAGAGAAGGGCUACUAUACCCAGACAUUCCAGGAUCCCGAUACGGACAGCGGCAACCGCUCAGUCAGCACAGCGAUUUACUACCUUCUGGAGGGAGAAGUUGCCCCCGGCUUUGUCCCCAACGGAGUUGAACUCGCAGACCCUGAUUGGAUGCCAAAUGGAGCCUGA
Messenger RNA from Colletotrichum chrysophilum, 309 nucleotides. RefSeq lists its product as uncharacterized. The transcript has 2 exons. The record is from RefSeq and is a predicted model, not a curated record. Lineage: Eukaryota; Fungi; Ascomycota; Sordariomycetes; Glomerellales; Glomerellaceae. The coding region runs from base 1 to 309 and encodes 102 amino acids.